UUUCCCGCAGUACUUGAAAAUGAACUUCAAGCAAGAAUUGAUCAAAUCUUUAAUCAGCUGGAGCGACUUGAGAUACUAGCCAGUAAAGAGCCACCAAACCGCCGGCAAAAUGCCAAACUGCGUGUUGAUCAGCUGAAGUAUGAUGUGCAGCAUCUCCAGACAGCCCUGAGGAACUUCCAGCACAGACGUUACGCUCGCGAGGCUCAGGAGAGAGAAAGAGAGGAGCUCUUGAGCCGAAGCUUCACAACAAACGAUGCAGACACCUCCAUCCCUAUUGAUGAAACCCUGCAGUUUAAUAGCAGUCUACAAAACGCUCACAGAGGAAUGGACGACCUGCUGGGCUCCGGCUCCAGCAUCCUUAACGGCCUGAGAGACCAGAGGAGCACGCUUAAGGGUACCCAUAAAAAGAUGUUGGAUGUCGCAAACAUGUUGGGUUUGUCGAACACGGUCAUGCGUUUCAUUGAGAAGCGAGCAUCGCAGGACAAGUUCAUCAUGAUGGCUGGAAUGCUGGCUACUUGCUUUGUCAUGUUCCUGGUGGUGAAAUACCUUAGCUGAACUCUCCCGGCUUUAGCUGACCCUGCUGCUCGAUCGCGUCAGUGGAUCAUUCAGGUUUUCAUGCCACAUGCAUCACAUCUAUGAAAAAUGCACAGGUGUGCCGAAAGAAAAUCACAGAACUGCCUCUUUGCAGGAUGACUGCCGCUCUCAACAUCACAAAUCUUUUGAGUCUCUAGUCUUACUACUUAAGCUGUAUUUUUAAAGACAUUGAAUCCUUUCGUAACUUUCCUCUCAGUUGAUUCUGAAAUAAGCAGCAAAUUUGUGUGACUGCUCUUUAUUUUGGAGUCUAGACUGAACUAAAACCUUUAUUCUCGCCGGUAUUAUAGAAGUAUUAGAGCAAAUAAUAAUGAAAGACAUUUAGAUUUAAAAUGCGUAAUGGUUAGAGAAUUGGUCUGUUAUCUGGCUCUUCAUUGCCACCUUCUGGACAGCAAACCAAAAAUAUUUGGUUACUCGGUGCUUAGUUUGUACUGUAUUGUUCAUAACGCUUCUAACCUGUAAAUACAAAUUUCUGUGCAAUAAACUCAAGUAGCAUCUAGCUGCCCUGAAAUGUAAAACUCUCCACUUGUUUCAUACCGUUAAAGUGUGAGUGUGUACGCCUGGAUCUACGCAGGAGCCACAGCCUCCGGCAAACAGGAAAUGAGACAUCUUAUUGGACAUCUGCUGCAUGGAUCUUGACGCUGUAUGUGCAUAUUCACACAUGCUCAAGACCCCAGCAGCAUAAUCCUCAACAAUAUCCUCCUGCAACAGUCAUACAUCAUUUCUGUCUUUGCCACUGUCAUGAAAUUCAAGUGUUGACCAAGAGGAUAAAAUACUAUUACUAUUGAA
Sinocyclocheilus grahami is the source of this 1380-nucleotide messenger RNA. RefSeq names its product Golgi SNAP receptor complex member 2-like. NCBI's taxonomy places the organism in Eukaryota, Metazoa, Chordata, Actinopteri, Cypriniformes, Cyprinidae. Gene Ontology annotation, cellular component: endoplasmic reticulum membrane; ER to Golgi transport vesicle membrane; SNARE complex. Gene Ontology annotation, molecular function: SNAP receptor activity; SNARE binding. The transcript has 4 exons. The annotation marks the transcript as partial. The record is from RefSeq and is a predicted model, not a curated record. Gene Ontology annotation, biological process: vesicle fusion; intra-Golgi vesicle-mediated transport.